Choloepus didactylus (southern two-toed sloth) is the source of this 831-nucleotide messenger RNA. It is a transcript of the gene IFT43, whose product is annotated as intraflagellar transport 43. The transcript is spliced from 9 exons. The record is from RefSeq and is a predicted model, not a curated record. Gene Ontology annotation, cellular component: cilium; intraciliary transport particle A. The coding region runs from base 13 to 636 and encodes 207 amino acids. NCBI's taxonomy places the organism in Eukaryota, Metazoa, Chordata, Mammalia, Pilosa, Megalonychidae. Gene Ontology annotation, biological process: intraciliary retrograde transport.
UCGGCCGUGGAGAUGGAGGACGUGCUGGACCUCGGCGAGGAGCGGCGCCGCGGCUCCUCCACCUCCGGGGCCAAGAUGGGUCGCCGAGCUCAACAGGAAUCAACUCAGGUCGAGAAUCAUCUCAUUGGCAAGAAUUCCUCUUUGACUCUGACUGGAGAGGCUCCCCCUCCCAAGCCACCCCGCCGGCAGGGGGGCUGGGCAGAUGAUUCCACGAAGGCUUCCAAGUCAGGAAGGAAGGCUUCUGAAGAAAUAGAAGAUCAUCGCCUCAGACAGCAGAGCCUAGAUGGAUCAGAUGAUGGAGGAGAUAUUCCUGUUAUUCCAGAUCUGGAAGAAGUGCAGGAAGAAGACUUUGUUUUGCAGGUGGCAGCCCCUCCCAGUGUCCAGGUGAACCGGGUGAUGACCUAUCGUGACCUGGACAAUGACCUCAUGAAAUAUGCAGCCUUUCAGACCCUGGAUGGAGAGAUCGACCUGAAGCUCCUCACUAAAGUCCUGGCGCCAGAACAUGAAGUUCGAGAGGAUGACAUCGGCUGGGACUGGGACCACCUGUACACUGAGGUGUCCUCGGAACUCCUCACAGAGUGGGACCAGCUGCAGAUGGAGAAGGAGGACGCCGUGGGGCAGCCCAGGCAUGUCUGAACCCUUGGGAGCCCAAGAGACCCUUCUCCCUGCACUGAGUAACCUCUGCUUUGGACUUGAAAAAAUGCAAUAAGCCUAAAACUAAAGAAGCUUCCAGGCGGCUUAGGAUUUUUAUAUGGAAUAUUUUGUAAUAAAAAUAUUUAUUCUCAGUAUACCACAUUGGAUCAUUCAUUUGCAGUAAAGUGCUUUACUGUC